ACAGAGGAUCCGCACCCUUCAAGUAACCUGGGCGGAGCAUCCAACCUGGUACCGCCAUCGUUUACAUCGAAAUCUACCUCCAUAUCAGCUCCGGGGAGUGGACACCAACAUCCACUCUCAUUUUGUUCUCUGGCAAGCUCUCUGCUUUAUCGUUAUAACAUUUUGGAUUUUUGUUAGACUUUAAGCGGAAUCUUGUUUCAAAAAUGGAAGCUACAAUACCAAUUUGCAAGUCUGUUUGCUCACCUCAUGUUGGUAUGUUUAUGCCAAAAUCUAGAGCAAUCAAGAGUUCCCAAUUAAGCUUUUUAGUGGGAAAUAAACUGAAUCUUUCAAGGCAAAGGGCUCAAAAUGCUCAAGUUAGUCAUAAACAUAGGAGGCAUUGCGGGGCUCUCAAUGUGACAUGCCAAGCUGAUAAGAUCUUGGUGGCAAAUAGAGGUGAAAUUGCGGUUCGUGUAAUUAGAACUGCUCAUGAAUUGGGCAUACCUUGUGUGGCUGUGUACUCAACCAUAGAUAAAGAUGCUCUUCACGUGAAAUUGGCUGAUGAAUCGGUUUGCAUAGGUGAAGCACCAAGUAGUCAAUCAUACUUAUUGAUUCCGAAUGUGCUAUCUGCUGCUAUCAGCCGUAAAUGCACAAUGUUGCAUCCUGGAUAUGGUUUUCUUGCUGAGAAUGCAGUAUUUGUUGAAAUGUGCAGAGAACAUGGGAUCAACUUCAUUGGGCCUAAUCCUGACAGCAUUCGGGUUAUGGGUGACAAAUCGACUGCCAGAGACACAAUGAAGAAAGCAGGCGUGCCAACUGUUCCAGGAAGUGAUGGACUGUUGCAGAGCACAGAGGAAGCCAUUAAGCUGGCAAAUGAGAUUGGUUUCCCAGUGAUGAUCAAGGCAACAGCGGGUGGUGGAGGGCGUGGCAUGCGUCUCGCUAAAGAACCUGACGAGUUUGUGAAGUUGUUACAGCAAGCUAAGAGUGAAGCGGCAGCUGCAUUUGGCAAUGAUGGUGUUUAUUUGGAAAAAUACAUUCAAAAUCCUAGGCACAUUGAGUUCCAGGUUCUUGCGGAUAAAUAUGGUAACGUUGUUCACUUUGGAGAGCGUGAUUGCAGCAUCCAGAGGCGAAAUCAGAAAUUGUUGGAAGAAGCACCUUCUCCUGCAUUAACCCCAGAGUUGAGGAAGGCAAUGGGUGAUGCUGCAGUCGCAGCAGCUGCAUCCAUAGGUUACAUUGGUGUGGGAACGGUAGAAUUCCUCUUGGAUGAAAGGGGUUCCUUCUACUUCAUGGAGAUGAAUACCCGUAUCCAGGUUGAGCAUCCUGUGACAGAAAUGAUUUCCUCUGUUGAUUUAAUAGAAGAGCAAAUUCGUGUAGCCAUGGGAGAAAAACUUAGAUACAAACAGGAAGAUAUUGCACUUCGAGGUCAUUCCAUUGAAUGCCGUAUAAACGCUGAAGACGCUUUCAAGGGAUUCAGACCAGGGCCAGGGAGAAUAACAGCAUACUUGCCAUCUGGAGGUCCUUUUGUGAGAAUGGAUAGUCAUGUUUAUCCUGAUUAUGUGGUUCCUCCUAGCUAUGACUCCCUGCUCGGAAAGCUAAUUGUAUGGGCUCCAACAAGGGAUAAAGCGAUUGAGCGAAUGAAGAGGGCACUAGAUGACACUAUCAUCACAGGGGUCCCUACAACAAUUGAUUACCAUAAGCUUAUCCUUGACAUUGAGGAUUUUAGAAAUGGCAAGGUUGAUACGGCUUUUAUUCCAAAGCAUGAGCAGGAGUUGGCUAUGCCGCCCCAGAAGAAUGUACUACCUAACACAGCCAAAGCACUUGCCGGCGCAACUGCGUGAAGCCACUGCCUUAAAGAAUUUGUUGUAACCAUUUAUUCCUGCAUGUGAAAGUUUAACGAGAUUUUGUUCAGUCUCGGUUCAAUUCAUUGCUGACAUUAUGCUGUAAAAUUUGUUGAAUUUCGUGUCUGAUUACUUGAUUGCAAGGAACUGGAAUUAUAUGGUUGCAGCUUUGUUCCAAAUU
Molecule: messenger RNA, 1992 nt
Organism: Prosopis cineraria
Lineage: Eukaryota; Viridiplantae; Streptophyta; Magnoliopsida; Fabales; Fabaceae
Product: biotin carboxylase 2, chloroplastic
Exons: 17
Coding region: 204-1811 (535 amino acids)
Molecular function (GO): metal ion binding; ATP binding; ligase activity
Source: RefSeq, a predicted model, not a curated record